GACAGGCUGCGCGCUCAGGCUGGUGGUACAUCCUGGAACGCUGGGCGGCGGAGGCGGCGGGGACCCCGGACCCCUCCCCAGGCCGAGCCUGACACUCACCCCUUCCGGCUGGACCCAGAAAGAGCCCAUCCCAGGGAGCUCAGGUGUCUCCUCCUGCUGUAUGGCCAAGUGUGGCUCUGGGGAGAACAUCUCAGCAGCCCAUUAGGACACAGAGAAGAAGAGGCCCAAAGCAACUGGCUCACGGCCCAUCCCCCCUUUUUCCAGAAGGAAGGAAGGAAAGAAGGGAGGGAAGUGCCGUGCCCUACAUCACCAAGGAUGACACUAAACACGCAGCAGGAAGCCAAGACCUCCCUGCGACGGCGAGCCAGCACCCCACUGCCCCUGUCCUCCAGGGGCCACCAGCCCAGUCGUCUGUGCACAGCACCCUCCACUCAGCCCCAGCACCCCCGGCUGGGCCAAUCAGCCUCCCUCAACCCUCCCACCCGCAAGCCUUCCCCUGCCCCCGACGGCUGGUCCUCGGAAUCCAGCGACUCUGAAGGCUCCUGGGAGGCUCUGUACCGUGUGGUGCUGCUUGGAGACCCUGGUGUGGGGAAGACCAGCCUUGCCAGCCUCUUUGCAGGGAAGCAAGAGCGGGACCUCCAUGACCAGCUGGGAGAAGAUGUAUAUGAGAGGACCCUCACAGUGGAUGGAGAGGACACCACACUGGUGGUCAUGGAUACCUGGGAGGCCGAGAAACUGGAUGAAAGCGGGAAGCAGGAGUCGUGCCUGCAGGCGGGCAGUGCCUACGUCAUCGUGUACUCCAUCGCGGACCGCCGCAGCUUUGAGAGUGCCUCUGAGCUCCGCAUUCAGCUGCGACGCACACACCAGGCGGACCACGUGCCUAUCAUCCUCGUGGGCAACAAGGCGGACCUGGCCCGCUGCCGGGAAGUCUCCGUGGAAGAGGGCCGCGCCUGCGCCGUGGUGUUCGACUGCAAGUUCAUCGAGACCUCGGCCGCGCUGCAGCACAACGUGGCCGAGCUCUUCGAGGGCGUGGUGCGCCAGCUGCGCUUGCGGCGCCGGGACAGCGCGGCCCGCGAGCCGCCCGCGCCCCGACGCCGCGCCAGCCUCGGCCAGCGCGCACGUCGCUUCCUGGCUCGCCUGACGGCCCGCAGCGCCCGCCGCCGGGCACUCAAGGCACGCUCCAAGUCCUGUCACAACCUGGCCGUACUCUGAGGCCGCCCGCCCUCCCAAGGUGGCAGGACACUGGGGUGCAUCCUGGGCUCCACCGGAAAAGACCCCGACAGGAGCCUGCGUCGUUGGCCGUGGCUGCGACUGUCCUAACGGCCUGGGGGUCGCCGAGAGCGAGAGCCUUGGGGCCUCCUCGGCCCCGGGAAGCCACGGGCAGACUAUGGGGACUAAGCUGGGCACAAAGUAGGGUUUUAUACGUAGUGGGGGUCUUUUUGUAGAAAUCAUCUUUGUCCUGGUCUCUGGCCAACCUCUAAAACCCUCACAAUAAAUCAGUCCGGAAGGAUGUCCUAUCCAAACAACCGACCUCUCCUUGCGGCGUCUACACCAGCUGCCCUGCCGUCUACACUGGCUGGUAGAGC
This is a messenger RNA of Lepus europaeus (European hare), 1586 nucleotides long. RefSeq names its product RRAD and GEM like GTPase 1 (gene REM1). The record is from RefSeq and is a predicted model, not a curated record. Gene Ontology annotation, cellular component: plasma membrane. The transcript has 5 exons. Bases 316 to 1212 code for a protein of 298 amino acids. Gene Ontology annotation, molecular function: GTPase activity; calcium channel regulator activity; GTP binding. Gene Ontology annotation, biological process: negative regulation of high voltage-gated calcium channel activity. NCBI's taxonomy places the organism in Eukaryota, Metazoa, Chordata, Mammalia, Lagomorpha, Leporidae.